AUGUCAGAUGCUGUAUAUUAACAUUAACCUUUCAUAACAUAAACUCAUGUACAGACGAAUAAUUAGAUAAAGAAGGACAAACCUAUUAUCACGUAAAUAAUUCGACAGCCUUCUAUACCUUAAAUUAGAAUCUCGAAAAAUAAUAGAUCUACAAAAUAUUAACCAACUCCAAAUAAAUUAAGCUAUUAAAAAUAGGUUAAUUUAUCAUAGUUACAAAGAGAUUAUACAUCCAUCGAAUCAACUAUUUUAUUUAGUAGUUAAAUUUGUUUAAAUGAAUUUACAUUAUAGAGUUAAUUCAUAACACCUACUAUUUUCAUGAAUCAAUCUUUUAUUAUUUAAGAAGAAUUAAAUUUUGAAUAGUAACAAUAAGAAAUUGAUGAUACAAUUAUAUAGCCAACAGAAACUAAACUAAAUGAAUUAACAAACGAAGAGUUUUAAAUUCAUACUAAUAAUAUAUUAAAAAGUGAUGAAGAUCAUAAUAUCAAUUCAUUAAAUUUAAAAACUAAAAGCUAAAUGUUUGGAGAUUUGGCUGUGUUAAAUUUUAUUAGAAAAAAAGCAGAAAGAAACAAAAUAAAUCAAUCUUUACAAAAUAUGUUAAAAUUAAAUAAAUUUAAAAAUGAUCAUUAAAGUUCUAUGCCUACUAAUUUUCCAUCAAUUGGAAUAAUAUCUCUUCAAAUUUAAUAUCAAGAAUAAUUUAAUAUUGCUGUACCUACAAAUUCUGUUAAACUAAUUUAAAUUGAAAAAGAUAACUUUGACGAAUAAACUGCAAACAAACUUUAUUUUCCUAUUAAUAUAUUAAAUUUAUCAAAUGAAACUUAGAAUUUAAGGGACAAACCAAUAAGUUCAAAACAGACAAAUUUUAGGAUACCUUUGAAAUAGGAAUCUAAAGAACAUACUAAACAGAGUUUAUCAUUUAAAACAAAAUCUUUUUAUGAUAUAUAGGAAAAUUUCACACACAGUUUUCCCAGUGAAUCUUUGUAAUUUUAAUUAAUAAAAUUUGAUACCAAUUGUAAAGAAUCUAAUUGUAUAAAAAUAAAUUAAUCAACGGUUUAAAAUAAUGAAAAAAUAAUUGUGGAGGCAAUGAAAUUUAAUAAUAAAUUUUAGCUCUAUUCUCUAAAUCAAGAUGAAAUUGACAAGAACUAAACUAAGAUUUAGUUAUCAAAGUCAAUAAUAUAAGAAUAAAAUAUGAUUGUUUAAUUUUUAGAAUAGAAAAAAAUUCCAAUAUAAAAUUUAAGAAGAUAUAGUUUAAUUCGUGAUUUUGUUAAAGAUUCUACUAAAUAACUUCGAAUUUCAUUUAAUUAAUUAAUGAUCAAUAGUGAAUAAGAUUCACUUCUAAGUUAAAUUCCAUUAAUUACUUAAAAUAAAAUAAAUUUAAGAUCUCUUUUAUAGGAUAGUUGUAGCGAUGUGAGUAAGAUCAUGUCAGAGAUGAUACCAACUAGUUUUGAAAACGAAGUGGAGGUUUAAUUUAAUGAUUAAAUAUAAAUAAAAGAGAAGCCUUAAUAUCCUACUUUAUUGGAGAUGAAUAGGAUAAAAAUAGAAAGGAUUAAGCAAAUAAUAACUGGAGCAAAAUCUCCAAAAGAUUUAAAAAAGAAUAAUUUAGAGGUAAAGGAAGAAAUAGGAUAAGUUUAUGGUUUUUUCAAAGUAAAUGCAAUUUCAGAUGGUUCCCCAAAAUUUAAUCAUAAUAAUGUAAAUGGAAUAAAGCUAUUUCAUGAUAUUAAUAAAAAUAAUGGAUAAAUCUUUGAGAAAUAGAGAAGUUGCAGUAUAGAUAAAGCUACAAUGCAUAUGUAAAUGAGCAAAAAUUAAUCAUCAGUAUUGAAUAGAUUUAAGAAAAUAAAAUACUUAGGAAGAGGUAAGAUGAGUGAUGUCUAUUCUGUAAUAGAUUAGAAAACUGGUAUGGCUUUAGCUUUAAAAAUAAUUUAAAAAUCAUUAAUAAAAAGUAAAGGAUUAGCUAAUUUGGUUAGUAAUGAGAUAAAGAUUCAAAUGUGUUUGGUUCAUUCAAACAUCUUAAAAUGUUUUGGAGUUGUUGAUGAUAUAAAAUAAGUAAUAAAUUUUUUUAUUUUAUAGAUAGCUUUAAUACUGGAAUUAAGUGAUUAGACAUUAUAUAGUUUAAUAAGAAGAUAGAAAUUAUCUAGAAGAUAAAUGAUCAAUAUUCUAUUUUAGGUUUUGAAUGCAGUUAAUUAUUUGCAUAGUUGUGACAUUAUUCAUCGUGAUAUAAAAGCUGAGAAUAUUUUAUUAUGUCAAGAUGUUAUUAAAUUAGCUGAUUUAGGUAUAUCGAUAAGAGCAAGAGAUAGUUCUUAAUAUUGUGGUACAAUAGGAUAUAUGGCUCCAGAGAUAAAACAAUAUAAAAAUUAUACAUCUAAAGUUGAUUGUUAUAGUAUAGGGAUUUUGAUUUUCGAAAUGAUGUAUUAAAAGCUUCCAACUUAAACUCUUUGUCAAAUAAAGAAUAUUGAAAAGGAUCUUCUAAUAGAUUUGAUGAAUAAUCUGAUAGAACCUGAUUAAGAAAACAGAUUCUCAUGUUAAGAAGCUUUAAAUCAUGAAAUAUUUAAAGAUUUUAAGUAAAAUCAAUUCGCAAAACUUGAACUCAAAAAAGAAAUAAUAAGAAUACUCUGAUAUACAAUAAAAAAUAUAAAGUUUUCUGACUUUAACUU
This is a messenger RNA of Paramecium sonneborni, 2648 nucleotides long. Lineage: Eukaryota; Ciliophora; Oligohymenophorea; Peniculida; Parameciidae. The record is from the annotation of a GenBank genome assembly.